Myxocyprinus asiaticus (Chinese sucker) is the source of this 3370-nucleotide messenger RNA. Its product is annotated as motile sperm domain-containing protein 1-like. The transcript is spliced from 6 exons. The coding region runs from base 2199 to 2855 and encodes 218 amino acids. NCBI's taxonomy places the organism in Eukaryota, Metazoa, Chordata, Actinopteri, Cypriniformes, Catostomidae. The record is from RefSeq and is a predicted model, not a curated record. Gene Ontology annotation, cellular component: cytoplasm.
AUUAUACUUUAAAAAGUGGCAUUAAAUUAUGUACUGUUAAGCGCUCUGUUAUCUCGGUGUUGGAUUUUUGUUAUGCUAGCAUGACCACAGAAAGCAAUACGUCAAUAUCUAAUACAUACUUCGAACAGUGUUUAAUAUUGUGUUUAAUACAUUGCUAUAGUCAGUAACAAUAUUUGCUAAUCGAAUGUCUUAUGAAGUGGUUACUCAUUCUGGAUGAGUUGAAAUGACAGUGUUAUGUUUAGGCAGGAACUGACAUCUGUUUAGAAUUUAGUUAACAUUGGACAUACGCAGCAAACUGUGGUUGGGGAAUAUUUGACAUCACAUGAUAUUUGGUAGAAGAUUAAAGCUUUAGUUGAUAGAUUUAAUAGAAUAUGGAUGCCCUGUUACCUACAGCUCUAAUGUAGUCAGCAUAACACAAUAGGCUUCAAGAGGACAAAAGGUCUGUCACGACAUUAUCCGAUCUGCUGAAGACAUUGUUGUUUGACAUCAGUCAUUCGACAGGAUUAUAACAUUAUACGAAAUACACUUUGUAAUUAUUUAGUAUUUUUAAUUGUGGAAUAUUUGUCUAACCUGCCCUGCUGGGUGUAUUUGUUUGGUAUUCAUAAAACCUGGUUAAACUGAUCUCUAGACCGAUAUAUGAGACAAUAGACAUCCUUGGUGUAUUUGCCAGCUGUCAUUCUGUUUUGUUGAUCUCAUUGGUUGGAUGUUGGACGGUUAAAUUUGGCGUACUUUAUGUAAUGGUUUGAAUUGUAUUGCGAAAUCCUGCUGGAGUUUAAGGAGAUUUCAAGUAAAUAUGGUCACAUGACUAGCCACGUGGAGGCAUGAACUUGUUUUUGCAAAGAGAUCUUGGCAUCCAUCAGUCUUCAUUACAUUCACACCGUUAUCAGAUUAUAUUGUCCCUUGCCUUUCAGUUUCACUUGGCUUUAAUAAUAUUUAUCUCCACAUUUCAUAUCAACAUCUGAAUUACUGUAAAGAAAUUGGAAUUACUGAAUGAAUUACUGUUUAACUACAUUAGUAUUGUCAGCCUUUAUUUGUUUAUAAUAAGAACUUUUCAGUAGAAGUCGAACGAUAUAUCAGUUUUACCGAUUAAUCGGUGCCAAUAGUUGCUUUUUGGAUCUACUGCUUAUCGGCAAAAAUCUAUGCUGAGAGUUGCCGAUAAUUUCUUUUUUAUUCCUCAUCAGUAAACCUACUCUGGUGAACUGUAUCUACAAAACUCUUCAUCUGGUGAUUAUAUAGGCUAUAAAAAGCUCAAUUUGGAAAAUAGCCUUUCAUAUAAAGCAUUGUAAUGGAGCCAAGUCUCUGUCAUUUCAAAAUAAGAGUCCCCGGUGUAUUUCGGGCUUGUUUAUUGUUAAAAGGCCCACAUUAUGCACAAAAUCUUCAUUUAUCUGGUUAUUUUUGCGAUUUUGGUUGCACAAUAAACUGCUUUUGGGAUUUUAUUCAUGUAAGAUUCUUGUAGCCUCUCUGCAUGUGCCCCUCAUUUUAAUGAAAGACUAAGAAAAUGUUUAUCAUUCUAUAAAUGUAUUUAAAAAAAAACUAUUGGCCGAUUAAUCUGUUAUCUGCCUUUUCCACCACUUUAGUUAUCGGUAUCAGUAAAAUCUACUAUCGGUUGACCUCUACUUUUCAGCACUUACUUGUGUUUAUUUCACUCUUCUGAAGCAUAUCUAUAGAAAGUAUACCUUUUAGGAAGUGUCUUAAGUCAUUAAAUUCAACAUAAAGAAUUGUUGGGGAGCCUGGGUAGCUCAGCGAGUAAAGACGCUGGCUAUCACCCCUGGAGUGGCAAGUUCGAAUCCAGGGUGUGCUGAGUGACUCCAGCCAGGUCUCCUAAGCAACCAAAUUGGCCCGGUUGCUAGGGAGGGUAGAGUCACAUGGGGUAACCUCCUCGUGGUCGCUAUAAUGUGGUUCUCGCUCUCGGUGGGGCGCGUGGUGAGUUGUGCGUGGAUGCCGCAGAGAAUAGCGUGAAGGCUCCACAUGUGCUAUGUCUCCGCGGUAACGCGCUCAACAAGCCACGUGAUGAGAUGCGCGGAUUGACUGUCUGAGGCAACUAAGAUUCAUCCUCCGCCACCCGGAUUGAGAGAUUAACGUCAUGCUUCCAAAUAGCUGAACUGGCUGCAUUACGAACUGGAUCUCUGCAACGUUACAGCUCUGAGAGGGAGAGGGAAUACGAUAAAGGACGGAGGAAGCGAGCUCAGCUUGAGUCAAUGCAGCAGCAGAGUCGGCAGCCUGACCAAGUGGAGGGAAGCCUUCCAGUGUUUGUGUUCCCCACUGAGCUGGUGUUCUAUGCAGAUGAGCAGGCUUCACAUAAGCAGGUGCUCACCCUCUACAACCCUUAUGAGUUUGCUCUUAAAUUCAAAGUUUUGUGCACAGCGCCAAACAAGUAUGCAGUGGUGGAUGCCACUGGUGCUGUUAAACCACAAUGUUGUGUGGAUAUCGUGAUCCGCCAUAGGGAUGUGCGGGCUUGCCAUUAUGGAGUGAUUGAUAAGUUCCGGCUGCAGGUGUCUGAGCAGAGUCAGAGGAAGGCACUGGGCAGGAAGGAAGUAAUGGCCACUCUGCUGCCCUCCUCCGCUCAGGAGCAGCCCCAGGUCCGACCCCUGGAGGAGGAGCGCAGGAUGAAAGAGCAACUUGCCGACAGAGUGUUCUUUGAGCAGACUGCAUUCCAGACAGAGAGCCGCACAGCAUCUGGGGGCCCCAGCCUCCUAACUGUCCUUUUAGGCCUGGUGUGUAUGGCAGCCCUUAUGCUCCCAACUUUGGGAGAGCAGGAAUCCACAGUGCCUGUCUACCUCCACUUAAGUGUUAACAAGAAACUUGUAGCUGCUUAUGUUUUAGGUCUUCUUACAAUGGUUAUUCUACGCACUUGAAGUGCUCUUCAAAUUGACCUUGCUGAAUGAAAAUGGAACUAAGAUGAUGAAGAGGGGAGAUAUGGACUUAUCUCAGCCAGGAGUGUUCUGAGGACAGGGAAACAUGUCUGAGAAACUUCCUCUAAACAGGAACUAACUUUUUAAAUGACGUCUCAAACAUACCGAAACAAUGAAGACGCAAAGAUCCAUGGGUGGGGGUUGGGCGUAUUGUGUUUAUCGAUGGAAAAAUGACUGAGCUGCCAACUGGGCCCAGCUGACUAUCUUGUUAGGUGGGAGGGGGUGUAGAAGAACAUGAGUACAUUAAAUUAAAUGUGUUGUCUUGCGUCAUAUUCUGUGUGUCUGUGAAUUGCUUUUUGUGUUUGAUAAAUGAACAUGCAUAGUUUGCCACAAGGGAAGAUUCUCACAUCUUGACACCCUUGUUUUUUGAAUUGCUCUUAUAUUUGUCCACUGCUUAAAUCUUGUGCACAUUAUCUUUAUAGAUAUCCACAUCAAAUAAACCAAGUUGAUUUUUAAAA